Molecule: messenger RNA, 2491 nt
Organism: Numida meleagris (helmeted guineafowl)
Lineage: Eukaryota; Metazoa; Chordata; Aves; Galliformes; Numididae
Gene: PRPSAP1
Product: phosphoribosyl pyrophosphate synthetase associated protein 1
Exons: 10
Coding region: 386-1264 (292 amino acids)
Biological process (GO): purine nucleotide biosynthetic process; 5-phosphoribose 1-diphosphate biosynthetic process
Cellular component (GO): ribose phosphate diphosphokinase complex; cytoplasm
Molecular function (GO): ribose phosphate diphosphokinase activity; magnesium ion binding
Source: RefSeq, a predicted model, not a curated record
ACUCUCCUCCUCCUUCCCACCCCUUAGGGGGCGGCGAUAGCGGCGGGGAGGAAGAAAAGGAUGCCACGGAAGCUGCUGUUGCCUUAUAAAUCUGUUUUUCCUCCUUUCCGAGCUCCCGGGGGGCUGCAUGACGCUGUGGCGAUGAACGCGGCCAGAAGCGGCUACCGGGUCUUCUCGGCCAACUCCACGGCGGCCUGCACCGAGCUGGCCAAGCGCAUCACCGAGUUGCAAAAGACGUGCGACUGCUGGCUUUGGCUUCCCACUGUGUCCCUUCCCAGCGUGUACUUUGCUGGGGAGUCACUUGCACCUUUUAAUAGAGUUGGAGCAAUCCUGUAAGGGCGUCUUGGCGCUGAGCUGGGGAAGUCUGUGGUGUACCAGGAAACCAAUGGAGGGAUGUGAAUACUGCUGUGAUGGAGCUGCUGAUCAUGGCUUAUGCACUGAAGACAUCCUGUGCCAGGAACAUCAUUGGGGUCAUCCCUUACUUCCCCUACAGCAAACAGAGCAAAAUGAGGAAGAGGGGCUCCAUAGUCUGCAAGCUGCUGGCUUCCAUGCUUGCCAAGGCGGGUUUAACACACAUUAUCACUAUGGAUCUUCAUCAAAAGGAAAUUCAAGGCUUCUUCAGCUUCCCUGUAGACAACCUGAGAGCAUCCCCUUUCUUGAUUCAGUACAUACAGGAAGAAGUGAGAUUCCAGAUUAUAGAAACGCAGUCAUUGUGGCCAAGUCUCCAGAUGCAGCUAAAAGGGCUCAGUCUUACGCUGAGAGACUGCGGCUGGGGCUGGCAGUGAUACACGGGGAGGCUCAGUGCACAGAGCAGGACAUGGACGAUGGACGUCACUCCCCUCCGAUGGUCAAAAAUGCAACUGUGCAUCCUGGUCUGGAGCUGCCAUUGAUGAUGGCCAAGGAGAAGCCGCCAAUAACUGUGGUUGGAGACGUCGGAGGAAGAAUUGCCAUCAUUGUGGAUGACAUCAUCGAUGAUGUGGAAAGCUUUGUAGCUGCUGCAGAGAUCCUGAAAGAGCGUGGGGCCUACAAGAUCUUUGUGAUGGCCACUCACGGGCUCCUGUCGGCGGAUGCACCCCGUCUCAUAGAGGAGUCCUCCAUCGAUGAGGUGGUAGUAACCAACACAGUUCCUCAUGAGGUGCAGAAGCUGCAGUGCCCCAAGAUAAAGACUGUGGAUAUCAGCUUGAUUCUCUCUGAAGCCAUCCGACGAAUCCACAACGGGGAGUCCAUGGCCUAUCUCUUCCGCAACAUCACUGUUGAUGACUAGACCUGACGCUGCCCCUGUCCUGGCUUCCACAGGAGAAGGAAAUAUGCAUGACAAGGCAAUACCAUAAAUUAUAGGCGUAACACAACCGUUUAUUCUUGUAGGAAGGGUGAGAGUUCUCAGGGUCUUGAGCCGUGAGAUCCAAUAGGAAAAGAUCAACCUGACCAGCACUUUACAGUUGAACAGAAGAGGCCACUGGCAGUGGGGGAGGGUUUACAACUUCGAGAGAGAUGGAGAAAUGAGGAAAGGUUUGAAUUUUUAAACUUUUUUUUUUUUUUUAGUGUUAUCUCUUGCUCUGAAGGGUUGGGGGGGGAAAAGAAAAGCAAAAAAAAAAAAAAAUAGCUGUCAGCUUCUGAGAAAGGAACAGAGAACACUCGUUGCUGCGUGUGGAUUGCAAGAGGAAGCAGCGUUUGGGUUUCUGUUUCUGAUUGUGGCUUCUCUGAGGGAGCACAGAAAGGAACGUGUCCCUGAGGCAGCCAAGCUGCGCCGCUCGCUGCUGGCAGAGCUGAGUGCCCUCUGAUCUCUCGCAUGGCAGAGCCACUGCUUUCAUCAGAACCAAGGCAGCAGAACGGGCAGGAAGGGCGGCGUGGGGCGCGUCACCCCCGGGGCUGCUCGGCUCCGUGGGCCUGGGCGCUGGGAGCAGGCUCACACGUGUCUCCCAGCGGGGCAAGGGCUGCGAGUUAACGCGCUGGCUGUCUGGUUUUGUGAGCCUUGGGUCGUCGUCGUGCUUCAGUGGGAAGUGACGUGAGGGUCUGGGUCAUCACUCGGACUCUUGGCUGCACUGCAGAACCAGGCACGAUUCCUAGAGUUGCCCGAAGCUACUGAAUUGGGGCAGAAUGUUGUGGGGAGGGGGGUUAGGACAAUACCUGCCUCCAGCACAGCUGGGCUCUCUGAAACAAUAACACUCAGCCCGCAAUAAAAAGCAUAGGAUUUUGCAUUUUUUUGGUGCUUGCAGUGACCCCUUCACCCCUUGAGCAGCUGCUGUGUCUGAACCGUGAGGCUUUUGCUGUAAAUAGGCUCUUGGCAGCUUGUAGCCUUCUUCCGUGGGGAAGCAGGACUUGCUGCUUGCUCCUUUCUUGAGUGACACUAAUCCUUGGCUGGAGGGGAGGCUUCAGAAAGCAGCGUGAGGUGCUUGUGGAGGGCUUUAUCUCCAGCUUGAUACGAGGGUAAAUUCCCAAACUGUGAUCUUCCCCCUUAAUGAAGCAAAUAAACGCGUUCCAGUAAAACCUG